Belonocnema kinseyi is the source of this 2264-nucleotide messenger RNA. RefSeq lists its product as uncharacterized. Gene Ontology annotation, molecular function: cis-regulatory region sequence-specific DNA binding; DNA-binding transcription factor activity. The coding region runs from base 359 to 1909 and encodes 516 amino acids. Gene Ontology annotation, biological process: regulation of DNA-templated transcription. Gene Ontology annotation, cellular component: nucleus. Lineage: Eukaryota; Metazoa; Arthropoda; Insecta; Hymenoptera; Cynipidae. The transcript is spliced from 7 exons. The record is from RefSeq and is a predicted model, not a curated record.
GGGUUCGGAAAUCGGUAGUACCUCCUGCCAUUAAUUUUUUUCCGCCUAUAAAUUAAUCGAGAUAAAAUUUGAUGCGGGUUUUGUGUAAUGAAGUUUGAAAAUUAAAUACGACUCUACCGCAGGCAAUCUGACUUACUCGAGUGAAAAUUAUUCUUUUUUUCAUUCUUGCUAAAAAAAAAAAAUUGUAUUCGACUGAAGACAAUUUUUUUGCGACGAUCGUUUUUUCGGAAGUGCAAUGAAUGGCAUUUAGUGAACGUAGAGAAGUGCGAUUUUCACCUAAGAAGUGAAUAAUUUUAAAAAUUGUGAUUUUUGACGGAUUGGUGGUUCGGAAUUUCAAAAAUUAUUAAAGCAGUACGUGAUGAUUGGACCUACGUCAGGCUCAAGCAGCGUGCCAAAUCGCGAAGUUACCGAAAAUCCGAUUCGAAUCAAGAGAAAAGUUUUCGAAGAUUUGGACAUCGAGAAUUUCUGUGAAGAUGUCUACCAGGGCGGGCGAAAACGGUACAUGACUGAACUUCAAGUAUCGAGUGAAGGAAUUUCGCAGAUAUCGAAUGCGAAUUUUUCUCAGACAGUUGAGGAAGCCCUCGACAUGGGAUCCGUAGCAAGACUCGAGGUCCUCGUCGUGGAUGGAACUUGGGACACCUCAGAACUGGAAAAUGCCACCCUGACAGACAUCAGCCAAUCACAAAUAAUUCACACAAAUGGGCAAUUUUUUACGCAAAUUAAUGGGGAAAUAAUUAACCAAAAUUUGGGGGGGUGCCAAAAUUUUUGGGAACCCCCUCAACCCUCUCAGACACCACCAUCGAAACAUUCUUCCACUCGAGGUUCCUCCUGCCAGUUUCCCAGAUUCCAGGAAAAUAAUCCAGGAGAGGAUCAGGAAAAUGGAAAUUUAUCGUGGCUCCUAGAUUUUAAACUCGAUUCUUUCAUCGAAGCUGCCGAUAAGUCCACUAUUCUUAGUCCAAAAGAAAAUCAGUCUGGUCAGAAAAACAGAUUUCAAACGAACAUUCGCCCCGGGCCCUCGACUUCGUUUUCACAGGACCCAAGAAAACUCAAUUUCGAAAUUUUAAAUCCGGGAUUGCCGCGAGAGGGCAAUUCUUUUGGAUCCGUUUCAGAAAAUAGAAAUGUUUCUCGAUACAAUGGUCCGAAAAAACCACCUUUCACCUACACAGAAUUAAUCGAACACGCCCUUCAAGAAAAAGGAGAGCUCACUGUUUCUGCAAUUUAUCAAUGGAUUUCAGAGCACUUUCCGUAUUACAAAAGUAAUGACGACCGUUGGAAAAACUCAGUGCGACACAAUCUGUCCAUAAAUCCUCAUUUUCGAAAAGGGUCAAAAGCUCCUCAUGGAGCAGGGCAUCUUUGGGCAAUUGCAAAUCAGGAAGAUUUAAGAUCUCGUCAUAUUUUAAGCAAUGGAUACAAAACACCUGUGAUAGAGAGCAACAAUUACAGAAAAUCUGAAGUUUCUAGUCAAAUUGUCACGAUGGAUGAAGUUGAAGCCGCUACAGCCAGUAUUGCUCAGCCUCCUGAUGAAGAAACAGAAAAUAUAAUAAAUUCCGUAACUUUGGAACAUUGCGCGGAACAAAUUUUGAGUGGAAUCAAAAGAGAAGUUGAGGUUCAGUAUUUAGUUCCAAUGGCAGUUCCUCGACAGGAACAAAAUUCGUCGCAGCAAAAUAAUCGGGUCGAGCAACAUUGUCCUGUGAAAGAAACAGAUUUUCUAAACCCCGUUUCGAAAGAAGUGGUAGCAGAAGAAUGCGGAUUAAUCGGUGAAGGGUACUUAGUGACCGAUUUGACGCCGGCGGCCCUGGGACUCAAUAUUGUCGAUCCCGACAUGAUUUCUCCUGAUAAUCUUUUUGGUGAAGAACUCAGUUUCCAAUUUUACGAAUUCACCUCAUCCUCUCAACUUCAGUCUGCUUGACACGUGGAAAAAAAUAAAUUUCGUGUUAUUCUGAUUGACGAAUCAAAACUGCAAAAUGUUGAGAUCGUCGAGGAUGUUAUUCUACGUGAGGAGCGAGUAACUUCCAAAAUUGAAACGGAAGUCUCGUCUGAUAAAAAGGAUGCUUUUGAAAAAUCCAGUUCCGAAUUUCGGAGUUGAUCGUUCUUUUUCUGAGGUCUGCGAAAAAUACUCAUUCGUCUAUCCACGCUUUCAGGAACAGCGGCAAUUUUCAGGAAAAGUGAAUUUUCAACCAUAGAUGUUUCCACGAAGCAUGAUUUAUUACUAUACAUUACUAUUCAUUCUCCUAGUCUUUAUAGAACUGUAUGUAAUGUUUUUG